ACUCUCUCUCAGUCUCUGAUUGGCCACCGUGUGAACAUGGGACCUCGCACCCACAACCAUGGAAUGCGCAAUUUAUCAGCAAUUGAGCAUCACGUGGACUUGACCGAAAGGGUUGGGGGUUGUUCCUGAGAUGCUUAGGGUUAGGACAUGGGGCAGGAGUGUUGAGCCAGAAGCAGUAUACUACAUGACUACAUGACUACAUGAUCCAGCCAGCCAAGGAGGAUUACUAAAGAGCUUUUGUUUAUUAAAUAAGAAGCAGAAAGCACACUGGAUAUAUCCUAAAGCAUGGCUGAAGGGGGCUGUGCGAAGACCGGAGACGAGGAAACGCAGAACUCCGAGGAGGACUCGGCCUCGUUCAGCGGCAGCGGCGUGUGCAAGUGGUUCAACGUGCGCAUGGGCUUCGGCUUCCUGUCCAUGACGAGCAGAGACGGCGCUCCGCUCGACCAUCCUGUCGACGUCUUCGUACAUCAGAGCAAGCUUCACAUGGAUGGCUUCCGCAGUCUGAAAGAGGGAGAGCCGGUGGAGUUCACCUUUAAGAAGUCAUCAAAAGGCCUGGAGUCUCUGCGGGUAACGGGUCCUGGAGGGGCGCCAUGUGCAGGCAGUGAGAAGAGACCCAAAGGUGCCCAGAAACGGCGCUCUAAAGGGGAUCGGUGUUAUAACUGCGGUGGCCCGGACCAUCAUGCCAAAGAAUGCCAGCUGCCCCCUCAGCCCAAGAAGUGCCAUUUUUGCCAAAGCAUGUCUCACAUGGUAGCCAACUGUCCAAUCAAAGCACAGCAGGCAUCGCCGGGAUCUCAGGGAACCCCCGCCUCACUGGCAGGAGAAGAAAUCCUGAGCCACACAGCCUCACCACCUGAUACCUCUGAGUGAAUGCGGGACGGUGAAACGGGAUUACAGUCAGGGAUAACACAAGCACCAAUCAUGCUGCUCUUGAACCUAUCUCAGGUUUUUACUUUUCUAACAGCAUUAAUGAAUGUCGUCUCUCACUAGCGUGACAUUAUAGUAAAAAUCAGUCAUUUAGAAUAGUGAGAGAUUUUUCUUUUAAAUACUUCAGUAUACUAAAGACUAUGUAACCUUGCGGUGUGGAUCAAACUUUUGCAUUUUGGUCUUAAUAUGUUUGGAUUCUGUCAUAUUUUUUUCUGCCACUUCAGUUCUAUUCAUGCAAGAUGAAGAUUGAAGAAAUUGGUCCAUUUAAGAGUGAUGAAUUUCAUAGAUCUUCAUUUGCAGGAUUGUAGCAGGGAUGUGAUAGUGUAAUUUUUUUCUGUUAGCUAGCUAAGUGUCUUAGAUUUGUAUGGAAACAAUCAAAAACAAACUAUGUUUACAUAUCGCAAUAAGCCUGGAUGCUAAAUCACAUUUGUGAAGCACAUUUUUUUUCUUUCUCAUUUUAGGAAGACAAUGCCAAUGUUGUCAUUUCAUUUUUCAAAGCCAAAGAACAUAAAUUCAUUUACUGCUUUUGUAUUUACUGUUAUACUUGAUUUCGAGUGAAUGAGGUUUGCCAUAGACCUCUUCAUGGUUUACGUAGUUUGAUUCCCAUAGCCAGUUGAAUGUUAUGAUUAAUGAUGAAGCUGUUGAACCAUGUGAACAUUAUACCAUUACAUGCACUGUUGUGCAGUGUGAAUUAUCCUGGGCCUGCAUUUCCAAAUAUUGCCUAGUAAUUGCUGUAAGAUUACACUGACCAUGUGUCCCAAUACCGUUCUUAACACGCACUUAUCCCCUCACAACCCUUGGCAGCAAGCACAAACCGUUAGCAGUGAUUUCCUUCACUUUUUAGCUAUAUAUAUAUAUAUAUAUAUAUAUAUAUAUAUAUAUAUAUAUAUAUAUAUAUAUAUGUAUGUAUAUAUGUACAGUACUGUGUAAAAGUCUUAGGCAACCUAUUUUUUUAGUACAAACUUUGUUAUAGAUUUUUAUUUUAUAGCUUCUAUAUUAUCGAUUCAGUACAAAAACACUUUAGAUUUCCAAACAUUAGUUUUCCAGCACAAAAUUAAAUGUUACAGAAAAAUGUUUGUAUGUCAGUAAAGAAAGCAGCAUAUUACAUAAGAGACCAAUAAGAAGCGAGUCGACAGUCAAAGUCUCCAGAACUGUGGCUGGUUCUGCAAGAUGCUCAGUAACACUUACAGCUCAUUUCCUUAUAAAACUGCACAAAUUGUACCUGAGACUAUUUUUUUUUAAAGCGAAAGAUCAUCACACCAACUUUGACUUUGUUUCAUUUAUUACUGUUUACUGCUCUUUAUAGUAUUUUUUUUUUAAAGUAGAAACAUUUAGUUUCAUUAUUUUUGAAGGCAUCUUUGUUAUACAGCAUUUCUUUGCAUGUGCCUAAGACUUUUGCACAGUACUGUAUAUAUGUAUGUAUGUGUGUAUGUGUGUGUGUGUGUGUAUAUAUACACACACACACACACACACAUAUCAGCAUGAUGAUGACUAGCUGCAAAGCUGGCUUGCAAAUGAGAUAGAAUAAAUGAGAAGAAUAAAGAUAAAGUAAAGAAGUUAUGUUAGCUGUCAGGUAUAGACAGAGUAGUUGGAUAUACAGUAUAUAAAACCCAAUCUGAAAGUCACCUAACAAAUUUUAUAGUUUUUAUUUCUCUUGUUUACAUUCCAUCAUCCACUUCUAGCAUCAGAUUCCAAUGUCUACUGGCCAAGGUCUGCUCCUAUGUGUACAGUCAUAUGACCCUGAGAUCGACAAGUGCAGUGUUAAGAGCAGUAUUGGAGUAUCACUUUAUUUUUUGAUCAUACAUUUGGGAAUCCAUGGCCAAGUUAGCUUAUUGCACUGUCACUUGUCAUUUCAAUUCAGAGAGGUUAUCAUUGGUGACUAUUUAAUGUUAGCUGGUUACAUUAAACUUUCUAAUCCCAACAAAUCAGGGCAUUUCAGAGAAAAUUCCCAAAUGGGGAAUCAUUCUGCUCAUAUUUGUUAUAUGAGGGAAAAAAAAACUGUUUAGAUAUGGCUAGUAAAGGAGAUUAUUUUUUUCCGGAUGCUUAUUAUUCCAGUUUUAGAGUGAAUGGUAAGUUUACUCAGAGUUGACUCUUCUUUUAUAGGGGACUCUGAUGAACUUGACCAUGUUCUAAUAUAAAUACUAAUUGUAAUCUUUGUAUAACUUGAUUAUUUAUUUGUAGCUCAGGUUUACCUCAGAAUUUAUGUUAACAUGGUGGAGAUACUAGUUCUCAAUCACAGCUAGAUUUAGGCUAUUAAAAUAUUCUUGUAAUAUUCGUUGCAGGUAUAAGCUUGUGAUCAGUGUAUUCUAUAUAUUUAAUCUAUGCCAAAUGUGAAGCAAUCCAAAUGCUCCACUAACUAUAUUUAAAGGGCAUUCAAAGUGAACCUAACUUUCAGUUAAAUAUUUCAGCCAUAUUGUCACUAUGACUACAGUCAGGUAAUUGAGAGUUCCUUGCUUGUUUCUGUCUCAGGGAAAAUCACAAAUGUGGGCUUUCUGGAAAGGACGAAAAUGAUCUAAAAUGCGUUGCCAGUUUGAUUACAAAAAAAAAAAAAAAAAAAAAGAUACACAUCUUGCCCAAAAUCAAGCCAAAAUUAUAACGGUACUCUGGUAUAUUGUAUUAGAAAACCCUGUUGCUUUAAAAGGAUGUUUGAGAAAGUUUUCAGGCCAUUUUGAAUGUCUCAUAGUAAAUCGAAGUGACUGAUUUGUGGUAUAACCUUGAAGAUAUUAUCCCACUUAGCCGAAGAGCAUUAUCAGUUAGGAAAUUCAAAUGCCAUUUAAACCCUGUCUUAUGCAGUUUUAUUAAACACUGUAUAUGAUGAUCUUAAGAAACAUUGCAUAUGUGAAUCAUAUGUGAAUGAUUAGCCAUUUAGUUGAGGAGCCUAGACUUACAUUUAUGUGCCAUCAAACGGUUGGUGAGAAUUAUUUUUAGCAUCUGGAUUUAUACUUUAGAGUAAUCUGUACCAUAAAACAGACACAUGUCCAUUUGUACUGCCAAAUCAAUCACUUUUGAAAUGCAUGAGACCUGCUCGAGUCUUGUAUAUUGUUCUUGUAUAUUUCCCCACAUAAUAAUAUAAUUGUUUUAUUCUCUGUUUGCAUGGUAGUUGAUGUUAGAGUAGAAUAGUGCCAUGUAGGCAUAGCUUUUCAGUUGAAAACAAAGCUGCUGAUUAGUAGUGAUUAUAAGUAUUCCAACUGAGUAUUUGCUGUGUCUACAGUAAUCUUUUUUUCUUGUUGUAUUUGGGACUGGGUUAUUUCUUCCUUCCUUUUUUUUAAAGAGAAAACAAGGCAUAUACCUUGUUCAGAAUCUAUACAAGUCUACCUCAGGAUGUUGAAAUGUAAGUGGACCUGGACUGAGUCUGCCCCUCUAACCAGUGCAGUGUCCAAUUAAAUGUGUAAUGUGAAAGGUGUACGUGUGUGUAUGUGUGUGUGCAUGUUAUUUAGUUUUUAGUGCUAAAAUAAUUUCGGGUGUAAUAGCAAAGUCAGGUGUUGUCAGACUUGGAAUGCAAGUUCUUUUGCAAGAUAUCAGUGACUUUAGAACAAAAGCUGAAAUGCUGUUAGAAAUUCAUGUUGAGGUUAAAAUACACGCAGUAGUUUGUGUGAACCACUUAAACAUUGUCUUGUCAUUUUCUCUGGAGAAGACAACACUGCUAUCAGUGUGAAAAAUUCUCAAAAAUUUUAAUGGAUGGAAUCAUUAAAGAUGAGAAUUAGACCACUGUUAUUCCUAAACAAAUCACGAGGAGCAAUUUCAUAAAUGUCAAAAUAUCUUAAAAUGUGCCUAUAAAAACUGCAUUGUGCACAAUGGGUACUUUUUCCAAGCCAUUUGAAAUAGAUACAAAUCGAAAAUCUGUACUUCGAAUUGACACGUUUUCUAAGUUCAUUCAUGUAUUUAAUGACUUCAGUCGGACAUUACGUAUUUAAUAAUUGAUGCUCAUGGUUUUUGUUUGAAGCACAAGCAGGAAUCACCUCUCAUUUAUAGAAUAUUCUUUGUGGCUUGAGUUUGUGUUGUUUUGUACAUUUUAUGUUGCCGUCAAACCUGUGCAUUACAUUCAGUGUUCAGUGAAGGUUGAAAUACCUAUUUUGUAUUCAAAUGACCAAAGAAUGUAGCCAUGUUGUGGCAAGCUAGUGGGUUCAUUAUGGAGCCCCAAAUGAAUGGCCUCAACAAUCACCCAAGUACAUGGGUUCAGCUGUCAGCUUUAUCUUUUUCAACAUAUUGUGACAAAGCAUGCAAAGAAUGUUGUGACCAAGAAUGUUUUAGUGUGACUAUUCACUACUUGCUUUCUAGUGAAUAAAUAUCUUUAAAUAUUA
Molecule: messenger RNA, 5225 nt
Organism: Pangasianodon hypophthalmus (striped catfish)
Lineage: Eukaryota; Metazoa; Chordata; Actinopteri; Siluriformes; Pangasiidae
Gene: lin28ab
Product: lin-28 homolog Ab
Exons: 4
Coding region: 286-867 (193 amino acids)
Molecular function (GO): nucleic acid binding; zinc ion binding
Source: RefSeq, a predicted model, not a curated record